CGGUUUGUGUCGCAUUCCGCAUUCCCCAGAACUCCGUGCCUGACACGCAUGCCAGACGAUGAUAGCAGCUCUGGCUUGUCUAGUGAGGAGCCCGGCGCUGCUGUCAGCCCUGAGGUUGCAAAGCCCCGGCCACAGUGGGAGGCGGAGGUCACUCCGCCCCAUGCGGUCCCAGACGUCCUGCCAAAGAGGGGCCGGCGCAACAGCGUGGACAUCCUCGUGUCCAAGGCCAAGUCCGGGGCGCAGGCGAUCUCAGGCUUGGCCGUCGCUGACCCCCAAAUGGAGGAGAAGAAGAGAAAGAAGCGCUUUUCAGAGGCUUGGGCGGAGCCACAAAACGUGAUUGCCUCACACCUGAGCAGCAUGCAGAAUGGCUGCGGCUCCUGCAUUGUCAUGAAGGAGACUAACCCUUUGCGCAAGUUCUGGAGCUUUGUGGUGGGCAUUUUGCUGCUCUACACAGGCACAGUUUUCCCCUACAAGCUGGCCUUCAUCGAAUUUUACAUUGGUCACACUGAGGAGCAAGAGGCGGCCUCCGCGGCUGCCUGGGCACCGCUGGAGCAAACGAUUGACCUGCUCUUUUGGAUCGACCUGUUCCUCAUCUUCGUGUUCAGUUACAAGGACGAGAAGACACAGGUUGAGGUCUGCGACCUCAAGGUGAUCGGAUGCCGCUAUAUCAAAGGAUUCUUUUUCGUGAACUUUUUGGCCUGCGUACCACCCUCCUGGUUUAGUGUCCUCUUUGGCAGUUCCGAUGGCGGGGAGUCCUCGUUGAACAAAGGCCUUCGUCUGUCAAGGUUGCACCGCACGUCUCGUCUGGCAAGGUUAGCCCGACUUGGGCGACUUGCCAAGCUGGCACCCUUCCUCCAUGAGAGCGCCACCUGGAAAUAUAUCCAGGGCUUCAGAGGGGUGCGCAUGAUGAACCUUUGCGUGGGCCUCAUGUGGGUGGUGCACCUCAUGGCCUGUGGAUGGUAUCUAUGUGCUGCACUGCAUGAAAACCCGGAGGACACUUGGGUCGGUCGACGCCAAGUGUCCAACGACGGGAAUGACCUUUUGCUCGGGAAGGAGCCGGAAGUUCAAUGGGUGCAUGCGCUGUACUUUGUUCUCACCAUUUUCACCACCGUGGGUUUUGGCGACAUGUCCGCCCUCACCACCGGGGAGACUCUCUAUGUCGACUUCGCCAUGAUUGUGGGAACUGUGGUGAAUUCCAUCAUCAUGUCCGAGGUUAUUACCACCCUGACCGGUGUGGACAGGGCCCAAGCCGAGCUGAACAAGAGGUAUGGCCUGAUCAAGGAGUUCAGCGAGCACGCGCGGCUCAGCGUGAAGGUCACCACGGCCUUCGAGAAAGCGGUGCAGCGUGCCUCACAUGCCGGAGAGAUGCGUGUGGAUCCCUCUUUGAUGAAGUCCUUCUUUGUCACGGACACUUUGCCACGGGACCUGAUGAUAGAGUUGACGAAAGAUGCCUUCGGAGGAAUGCUGCUUCGCAACGAGAUGUUGGUGGGCGUCGAGUGCCAUGGCGUUCCGCUCCCGACACGGCUCCCGCUAAUCUUGGCCGCCGUGAUGCAUCCGAAGAUCUUCCAGUUCCAGGAGGUGGUGUAUCAGAACGCAGAUCAGCCGGUGCACAUCUAUCUGGUUCUGCGCGGCACCCUGGCCUUUGUGGGAUCUCCGGCGCCCAACGGGGGCCUGGCGCCCUUCACCGUCUCCGAGGUCCAUUCCGCGCUGCACAUUGGCAAGCGCCAUCUGCCUUUGGCGGACAGCCGCCCGCCCUCUUCCAGCCAGUUGGGAGACAGCGAGGGAAUUUUGUCGGAGACUCCGAACCAGCAGGUUCUCUACCCAUACAAGCUCUUCGGAGUCCGCAGCUACUUGGGAGAGUACGAGCCCUUUGCGGAUCUGCCAGCGCGGGUAUCCUACGCGCGGGUGGAGUCGGAGAUGGGCGCGGAAGCGCUGGUGCUGCACAAGAAAGACCUACUGGAGCUUAAAAGCGAAUUUCCCGCCUGCGCGGCCAUCUGGAUCAAGGUGGCGCGGCGCAAGGAGUGGCACAGAGGCCAGCUGUUGGAAUCGCUGACAGUCCCACGCAGCUACAAGAAACUGGCGCUGCACACGAUUCAGUCCUUCUACCGAACACGCUUCGGCAGGAGGAAGGAAAAGAACGAUCUCCGAACUUCAGCCCACUGCAUCAUCGUCCCGCCCAGCAUUUGUGAGAUGCGAGUUCCCUCGGUGUCACAGGAAAUGCCAAAUGCGGAGUUGCAGAAGCUGAGAGGCAAAGUGGAGGUAAUGGACCAGAGGAUGCUAGAGAUGCAAACGACCCUGGACGCCAUCAUGGAGGAGCUGAAAUCACACCGACCAUCAUAGAGUGCAUGCGUCUCACAUGGCGCGCGAGUCUCGCACGAGUCUCUGGCGUUGAAAGGGCAAAAGGGUCAGCAGGACGAAAGAAAACGAGACA
Effrenium voratum is the source of this 2431-nucleotide messenger RNA. NCBI's taxonomy places the organism in Eukaryota, Dinophyceae, Suessiales, Symbiodiniaceae. The record is from the annotation of a GenBank genome assembly.